Molecule: messenger RNA, 2288 nt
Organism: Lathyrus oleraceus (garden pea)
Lineage: Eukaryota; Viridiplantae; Streptophyta; Magnoliopsida; Fabales; Fabaceae
Exons: 11
Coding region: 27-1841 (604 amino acids)
Source: RefSeq, a predicted model, not a curated record
CAAUCUGGUUUCAAGCAAUUGAUCCAAUGAAAUGGAGAGUAAUGGAAGAUGAUUUUUUGAACAUCAGAGAAUCUUCUUAUCAGCCUAAACCGGAACUGAGAGAUCUAAAGAGAAGCAUUGAAUCCAAGAAGAGGCAGUACAAUAACAUGGACCUUCAAAGUUCUUUGACUCAGGAGAUUAUACAACUUCAAAAAGGAUUACAUCAACAACUUAUGAUGCGGCAAGCAUUCGAGAAAACAUGUUAUCGACAAUUUUCACAGGAUACUACAGUAGAAGACUCAAUACCUAAGGCUGCAAAGGAACUUAUUAAGGAAAUUGGGAUAUUAGAGUUAGAAGUCAGGUAUUUGGAACAAUAUCUGCUCUCUUUGUAUCGGAAACGAUUUGAUGAACACAUUUCAUCUCUAUCAACCAAAGAAAGAAGAUUGGAUUUAGCUUCAUACAUUAACAAAGAUACUUCUGCAGUAAACGGAAACGAUGCUAUUCCAGACAAAGAAAGAAGAUUGGAAUUAGCUUCACACAUUAACCAACGAACAUCUGUAAUACCUGUCAGUGGUGCUUUCUCUGACAAAGAAAUUUCAGUUCGACACUCAAGUGAUAUCAUAAGUAAUUUAGGUGUUUUAGACUCUGGUAUUCAUCGGUGUUACUCUGCAUUAUCUCAACAAACAGUUUGCUCAAUUGAUGUUUCUCCUGAGAACAUUAAGACCAUAGCUGCAGACUCUUACCAUUCUCUACCGUUAUCGAUGCUAGAGCAAGCUCGGUGCGCUAAAUCCCACUCAACUAGUCUAGCAGAACACCUUGGGAAUAGCUUCAUUGAUAACUUUCCAGAGACGCCAAAUUGGAUUUCUGAGGAGAUGAUCAAAUGCAUAUCAGCAAUAUUUUGUGAACUUUCAGAGUCACCUUUUCUUUGUCAUAAAAACGCGUCAUCCCUUAUUCCGUUCUCAUCAUCCGUUUAUGAGGAGGUAUCUUCAAAGAUCCAGAGCAGUAAGUGGGGAUCACAAUGGAAGAACCAUUCGCUAUUCAGUUUAAACUCCAGUAACUCUCUCCAUGUCAAAGGGUCAAAAAAAUUCAGUGGACCUUAUUGUUCAAUGAUAAGGAUUCACAAAUUAUGCACAGAUAGUCAGAAAUUAAAAGAAGUUGAGUACAUGCUACGCAGAUUUAGGUCACUUGUUUCUAGGCUUGAAGAAAUUAAUCCAAGAAAUCUGAAACACGAAGAAAAGCUAGCCUUUUGGAUUAAUGUGCACAAUGCCUUAGUAAUGCAUGCCUUAUUAGUUUAUGGAAUUUCAGCCAACAAUGUCAAGAGAAUGUCUUCCGUACUUAAAGCUGCAUAUGACAUUGGGGGUCAUACUGUAAGUGUGGAAAUGAUACAGAAAUUAAUUCUGGGAUGCAGAUUGCCACGUCCAGGACAAUGGUUGCGGCUGUGGUUUCCUUCAAAGACAAAACUAAAGGUCAAAGAUUUAAGAAAAGGAUAUGCUAUACAUCGUCCAGAACCUUCAUUAUUAUUUGCUCUUAGCACAGGAAGCCAUUCCGAUCCUGCGGUACGUUUGUACACGUCCAAGAGAGUCUUGGAGGAGCUACAAUCUGCAAAAGAAGAAUAUAUUCAAUCCAACGUCGUUAUAACCAAGGAACAUAAAAUAAUUCUCCCAAAGAUAGUUGAUUCCUUUGCCAAAAGUGCAGGUCUAGGAGUAUCUGAUUUGGUGGAGAUGGUUAAACUAUAUCUACCCGAGUCUCAAAGGAAGAGCAUCCAAGAGUUCCAAUCAAAAUCAAGCUGGAAAGGAACUGAAUUAACCUCUCAUGACUUCACUUUUCAUUACCUGCUUUCAAAGGAAUUAGCUUGGGAAUGACUUGCCUUAGUACGAUACAUGAAUUUGCCUGGAUGGCAUAAGGAAAUCCGUCUGGCUCAAAGCGUAACUGGUGAAUAAUAAAUGUAUGCCGUGUAUGUCUGGAAUGGCAACAUUCCAGACGAGGGCAUGGAGCAGGGUGUGAUGUUACAACGGAUAGAAAGCAACAAUCUGGAAGUUUUGGGAAACUAGCCUGGACUUCAUUAUUGUUACUGAACUUUGGGAGCUUGGGUUUAAGUAUUUUACUAUUGCUAAAUUGGUAGUCACUUUAUGGAUGUAUAUUCUUUGCCUCAAUAUUCACUUUGGCCAAUUGAUCAAUCCUAAACACUGUUUUACUUUGUGUCUGCUUAGCGAAAAUACUAAGAAGUUUUUGGUCAUACAUCAUGACAAGAUAAUAAGGGAGAAUCAUGGAAAGGGGGAAAAUGCAGCUACUCCUAAAAUUUCUCAAAC